AAAAAAAAUCCUUUCAUUUAAUCACUUUGAUUGUAGCAAUCAAUCAAUACCUUUGAUUUGGUUGCUUAAUUGUUUAACAUUCGUGUAUGCAUAAGUAUGAUUGAUUAAUUAGCGUUCGUAAUCAAUCAGAUUGUGCAAAUUUGCACAAAAUGACACCCGAAGAUUUUACCAAUUUGAUGAAUUAUGAUGAAGGAAAAUGUAAAUUGUUCCUGAUCAUCUGUGAAUCGGGUGACAAUUUAAAUCGUUACAAUCAGUUUACCUGAACAACAGCCAAUGUCAAGGUAUUGGUCAAUUUUUGAUCGAACCCUUGAAUCGUAAUAAUUUAUUUUAAUUCUCUGUUUUAUCAACUUAAAUUGUGAACAGUUUAACACCAACAAUAUGCCCGCUUUAAUCAACAUAGCGCCCGAUUGGUUUGAUCCAGUACAAUCAAGUGAAUGGAUUAAAACCAAUUGGACAAUUUGUUUACCGUUCGUUGUUAUUUACUUAAUUACUGUCUAUGGACUUCAACAUUGGAUGACCAAUCGAAAACCUUUCAAUACUAAACGUUCAUUGGUCAUUUGGAAUUCGUUAUUGGCCAUUUUCUCGACCGCCGGUGCGAUCCAAGCAAUUUACGAUUCAUAUAUGACCUUAAAGGUCCACGGAUUAGCUAAAGGUCUUUGUGACAAUUCAUUUCUCAGUGAUAAGUAUGUUCUCUUCAUCGGUUGGCUGUUUAUCUGGUCAAAAAUCGUUGAAUUCGGUGACACAAUAUUCAUUGUACUUCGUCGGAAACCAUUACAGUUUCUUCAAGUUUAUCAUCAUGCGACAACUUGUAUCUGUUGCUUUUUCUAUUACUCAACGGGAACGGCCAUUUGCCGAUGGACACUUUGUAUGAACUUUACUGUCCACUCGUUCAUGUAUUCAUAUUUUGCCAUCGUUGGAAUGGGCUACCGAGUACCUCGACCUUUCGCCAUGAUAUUGACCUCUGCCCAGUUGAGCCAAAUGCUAAUCGGAAUGGGAAUCAACAUUUACCAUAUUAACCGACUACUCGCUGGGAUUCCGUGUGCCUCGUCGAUCGGUUUGGCCUCGUUCUCGAUUACCGUUUACUGUUCAUACGCGAUUCUUUUUGCUCACAUGUUCAUGGUUAAAUAUUUUUCCACCAAAUCGAAAAUCAAAUAAUUAUCAUGACUAAUUCUCAGCUGAUUAACUUUGAUCCGAUCAACGAUCGUUGCGACGAUAAUUUUGAUUCAUUUCGCUUUUAAUUCACUAAAAAUUUUUCGUUGAAUCUUCUUAAUUCACCUUCUAAACUUGCUCUUUGUUGUAUAAUCAAUUAAUACUCAGUGAUUAGUACUAUUAAUAUUAAAUUAUGAAGAUUCGUUGAUUGUUGUUGAUACAAUCAAAGUCUCAGGUUGUCCUUUUUUUCAUUGAAA
This is a messenger RNA of Panonychus citri (citrus red mite), 1406 nucleotides long. RefSeq names its product elongation of very long chain fatty acids protein 6-like. Gene Ontology annotation, molecular function: fatty acid elongase activity. Gene Ontology annotation, biological process: sphingolipid biosynthetic process; fatty acid elongation, polyunsaturated fatty acid; fatty acid elongation, monounsaturated fatty acid. Bases 379 to 1155 code for a protein of 258 amino acids. Gene Ontology annotation, cellular component: endoplasmic reticulum membrane. Lineage: Eukaryota; Metazoa; Arthropoda; Arachnida; Trombidiformes; Tetranychidae. The record is from RefSeq and is a predicted model, not a curated record. The transcript has a single exon.